AUGUCAGAAAACAUUGAAAAACAUCCAGUGAGCAGUGCCAACAGCUACUUUACCCCCCGCAAAGCUCCCGACCGUGGCACUAUUGGCAAUGGCAUCUCGGCCUCACUCUCCAAACUCGAGCACAGCCCUGCUGCCUCCAUUCUUGCUUAUUGCCUGAGCUCGAUUAGUAUGACUGUGGUCAACAAAUACGUGGUUUCAGGGGUUGGCUGGAACUUGAAUUUUCUCUACCUGGCUGUACAGUCGGUGGUCUGCACUAUCACCGUCAUGGCUUGCAAGAAAACCAGCUUGCUGGGGAACCUGACCCCUUUUGAUUGGGGCAAGGCAAAAACAUGCAAAUGGUUCCCGAUUUCCCUUCUUCUGGUUGGCAUGAUCUACACCUGCGUUAAAACCUUGCAAUUCAUAUCAGUCCCAGUGUAUACCAUCCUCAAGAACCUGGCCAUCAUCGUCAUAGCAUAUGGAGAGGUUUUCUUGUUUGGAAGCACUGUAAGUCCGCUAGCGUUGUUGGCUUUUGCACUGAUGAUCCUCAGCUCAGUUGUCGCUGGCUGGGCUGAUAUCCAGAGUGCCAUCUCCGCGUCAGACCCUACCGCUCUUUCAACUCUAAACAGUGGCUACAUCUGGAUGGGAUUGAAUGUAAUCUGCUCCGCUACCUACUCAUUGGGGAUGAACAAGGGAAUCAAGAUUACAGAGUUCAGUAACUGGGAUGUAAUUUUCUACAACAACUUACUUUCCAUUCCUAUCCUGCUAGCUUCCUCAUUGCUACUUGAGGGUUACUCCGCCCCGAAUCUGGCAAUAAACUUUCCAGUCGGGUCCCGCAAUCACCUACUCAUCGGCAUGGUCUAUUCUGGUAUGGCAGCGCUCUUCAUCUGCUAUUCUACAGCUUGGUGCAUUCGAAAUACCUCCUCGACAACAUAUGCCAUGACAGGCGCGUUGAAUAAGCUUCCUCUGGCUAUCAGUGGAUUUGUGUUAUUUUCAACUCCGGUCACCUGUGGUAAUGUGUCUGCUAUCGGUAUUAUGUUUCUUAGUGGCAUAGUCUAUGCUUUGGCAAAGAUCAGACACGACCGAUCAGCGAAGGAAUCAUCGCUGCCUAUAGCUAACCAACCGGUCAUGUCCGCUAAUUCGCGGAGCGAGAAGAGAAUGUAGACACAAAAUCCAAGAUGCACGAUCUGCACACAGACAUAGCAGGGCUUGAAUCAUGAUUCGCAGUCUAACAAAAG
This is a messenger RNA of Ilyonectria robusta, 1214 nucleotides long. RefSeq lists its product as uncharacterized. The transcript is spliced from 4 exons. The record is from RefSeq and is a predicted model, not a curated record. Gene Ontology annotation, cellular component: Golgi apparatus. Gene Ontology annotation, molecular function: GDP-mannose transmembrane transporter activity; antiporter activity. NCBI's taxonomy places the organism in Eukaryota, Fungi, Ascomycota, Sordariomycetes, Hypocreales, Nectriaceae. Bases 1 to 1140 code for a protein of 379 amino acids.